AUGGCUCCAAAGCAGUCAAUAUUGGGGGAGGCACUACCGCUGGUUGCAUCAGGCAAAGUCCGUGAUCUCUACCAGGUUGACGAGAAGUCCUUACUGUUCGUUGCUUCCGAUCGGAUUUCUGCCUAUGACGUGAUCAUGAAGAAUGGCGUCCCAGAUAAGGGCAUCAUUCUAACCCUUAUCACAAAGCAUUGGUUUGAGUAUUUGCAGAAGGAGAUACCAGAUCUGAAGACACAUUUCAUUUCUCUGGACUUGCCUUCCUCUGUGCCUCAAGAUAAAGUUGCUGAACUCAAGGGUCGAAGUAUGCACGUCAGACAGUUGAAGGUCUUCCCUGUCGAGGCCAUUGUCAGAGGCUACAUCACAGGCUCGGCAUGGUCAUCAUACAAGAAAACCGGUGAGGUCAACGGUAGAAAGCUUCCUGAAGGUCUGCAAGAGUCACAGGAGUUCCCAGAGCCUAUUUACACCCCAAGUACCAAAGCCGAGCUGGGCCAACAUGACGAGAACAUCUCAACGGAGGAAGCAGCCAAGAUCGUGGGAGAGAAGUACGCACACAGAAUUGAGGAGUUGUCACUCACGAUCUACAAGACUGCCCGGGAUUACGCCAGAGAGAAGGGAAUCAUCAUUGCUGAUACAAAGUUCGAAUUUGGCCUCGACGAAGAGACAGAUCAAGUGGUAUUGAUCGACGAGGUUUUGACCCCUGACAGUUCGAGGUUUUGGUCCAAAUCAACCUACAAGGUUGGUCAAGGACAGGACAGUUUUGACAAACAGUUCCUUCGGGAUUGGUUGACAAAGAACGGCUUGAAAGGUAAAGAGGACGUCUCAAUGCCUGAAGAUGUCCGCGAUGUGACACGCUCGAAGUACGCCGAAGCAUUUAAGAUUCUCACUGGAAAGUCAUUGCAGGAUACCAUUCAGAACUUGCAGUGA
Exophiala bonariae is the source of this 921-nucleotide messenger RNA. RefSeq names its product Bifunctional purine biosynthetic protein ade1 (gene ADE1). Gene Ontology annotation, biological process: 'de novo' IMP biosynthetic process. The transcript is spliced from 2 exons. The record is from RefSeq and is a predicted model, not a curated record. Gene Ontology annotation, molecular function: phosphoribosylaminoimidazolesuccinocarboxamide synthase activity. Lineage: Eukaryota; Fungi; Ascomycota; Eurotiomycetes; Chaetothyriales; Herpotrichiellaceae. Bases 1 to 921 code for a protein of 306 amino acids. Gene Ontology annotation, cellular component: cytoplasm.